AUUUCAUAUUCAAAAUUUUAAUUUGCACGAUAAUACGAUUUCCUCUUAUCUGGAAUUAAUCUCUUUAAUAUUUCCCAUUUUUACAAAAAAAAAAACGUAUUUAACACACAACGGAACGAGCGGAACGAAACACGCGAGCGAGGGGCUCAUUACAUGUUCUAGGACGUGUAAUAACCGCUUCUGCUCUAUCUAUCCGUGGCGAAGUAACGUUGGAAAGGCAGCGGAGGCUCGAGAACAGGUGUGCGUGCGCGUUGCGUGCUCAGGUGAGAUCAGCGGGCCCCGAUGCUGUUGCCGGUCACGGCUGGCCGGCCGGAGUUCCGGGGCCCAUUUCCGGACAGCACCGGUACGGUCUCCUUUUCAGCCGGGAAGAAGUAUCAGUUGUUCGCAUAUACAGUUAGCCGUCGUACACACAUCAUAUACACGAAGAAACGAAGAGUAUAUCCUUGCUCCUUCGCGCGUGUCCCCCGCGAGGUAGUGGCGGCGUUUAAAUGGACCCCGAUCGCUAAUGUCCGCGAUAGCCAGAACAAUGGAUUUUCCGAGGCGGGAUGACAGGAGCUACUGCAGUGAUGAUUCCGGCGGCGAAGUCUUCAGAAACAUCCCGAAGAACAGUAGCAUUUUUCGCAUCUGGAAGAUCGAAGGUCUGCGCGCAACAGCUGUAACCAGCAGCAACAUGGGGCUUUUUCUCUCCGAAUCGGCAUAUAUCGUCUAUGCUGUAUCAGCGAAGGACGGCGCUCUUCCUUACCCAAGCAUGCCGAUCAAGGACCUGAAGGAUACCUCGGUGGUGCGUGCCAUCCACUUCUGGAUUGGUAUCAACUGCGACUCAACAGUGUCCGGCGCCGCGGCACUUCGUGCCGCCGAGCUUGAUUCGCAGACCUCGGCGAUGAUCCUAAUGCGGGAAGUGCAAGGUCGCGAGAGCCCCCGCUUCCUCGCUUACUUCCGGCAACGAUUGAUCAUCGAGAACUUGCACUUCGACGAUACGCCCAUUUGUACACUUCAUCGAGUCUCCGGUGUGGCCGUGCCGAUUUUAACGGAGCUGACGAGAGUUGGCUGGGAGCAGUUUAGUUGUCGCGAUGUCAUCCUAGUGGAUAUUCAUGCAAAAGGUAUCAUCUUCCUGUGGCUAGGAUCCCUAUCAGAUCCACUGCAUAAACGUCAUGCUGCUAGUCUCUUAGAAUCUCGAAAGGAGAAUAAUAACGGCCGUGUAGUGGUAGUCGAAGAUGGCUACGAGCAAACGUUGCCCGAAGACGAUAAGCAGCUCUUUAGCAAUGUGCUGGAUCCCUCGAUGAGAGUAGUGGCGCCUGAUCGCCUGCACCGCAUUAACCCGCCGAGUCCCAUUAAGUUGUAUAAGUGCAGCGAGCAAUCGGGCAAGUACAAGGUCGCCGAAUUGAAGUCCGGACCGAUUCUUUGCAGCGAUCUAACUUCCAAUUCCGUGUAUCUGGUGGAUCGAGGCGAGGCAGGAGUUUGGGCCUGGGUGGGCCGCAACGUCAACGCCAGGGAGAGACUGGAAGCUGUUAGAAACGCGCGUGGUUUCGUCAAGAAGAAGAAUUACAGCGACGGCAUGCCAGUGGCCAGGGCGACAGAAGGUCACGAACCGGCGGAAAUGAAAGCGUUAUUGAGAGGCUGGGAACUUCCUAAGACUAGACCACUGACUUUGCCGGCGAGUUUCGAAUCCGAUUACAUGAAUGAAAGACCCAGAAUGGCGGCUGAGUGCCAACUAGUAGACGAUGGAUCUGGUGAGCGGACUUUGUGGAGAGUCGAACAGAAGGAGGGCAUGGUUCAGGUACAGGACGACAUGGGGAUCUAUUAUGCAGAAGCCUGCUACGUGAUGCUAUAUAAGUACGGACAAGGACGAAGAAGUCGAAAUAUUAUUUAUUGUUGGGAAGGUGUCCAUUCUAUCAAAGUAGAUCGCGAUGCAGCGUUGACGGCAGCUUGCCAUUUAUCCGAAGAGACAAACGCGCAAUUGAUGAAGGCAUCUCAAGGCAGAGAACCACCUCAUCUAUUACAGAUCUACGAUGGCAAGCUGAAAAUACUUGCUGGUCGUCACCGUGAUUCACCACCAAAGAAAUAUCUAGUUAGAGUAUUUGGUUCGACGUCAUACACUUCGAAGGCAGUGGAACGUCCAUUACGGGCAAGUAGUUUAGAUUCCAGCGCAGUAUUCAUCCUCUUCUCCGGCACGCCAAUCGUUUGGUGUGGCAGCAAAAGCACGGGUGACGCUCGACAGGCAUCGCGACGCCUCGCGCCUAGAAAUGCACCCCUCAUCGCUGAGGGUAAGGAGGAUGACGAUUUCUGGCUCGAGCUUGGAGGAAGAGGCACUUACGGCAUGGAAACUGAGGAAGUCGGUGAGGAAUUGGAUAAACAUCUCUUUCAAUGUCGCACCGAAAAUGGCCUUUUCGUAGGCGAGCAAGUUCUCGGAUUCCGACAAAACUCUCUGAUACCAGAAGCCAUCUGGUUGCUGGAUGCCGGUAACGUGAUCUGGGUGUGGAUAGGCAAAUUCUCUAUUCCAAAGACAUUGCAAGAAUGUGUCGAAGACGCUACUAUAUAUCUUUAUACACAUCCCGCAGGUCGAAAUCGCAAUACGACCAUCUCGAUAAUCAAACAAGGUUUAGAACCAGCCACCUUUAUCGGGCUGUUCGAAAACUGGAACCACAAUCUGCUAAGAGAUUACAAACCAUUUGAAGUUUUCUGCGCCCUACUAGAGGACAGAGAUCAAUCGACGAGAACACCGAUGGCUAAGGCCACCACGGACUUCGAUAAUUAUAUCAAGUAUCCACCGGCGACACUGAAGAGUGAGCCCGAAAACCUGCCAACUGGUGUCGAUGUCAGGCGCAAAGAGAUGCAUUUGACCUAUGAUAAUUUCAUCGCAAUUUUCAAGAUGGAACCCGCGGAAUUCGAGAAAUUACCAGCCUGGAAGAGACAACGGCUCAAGCAGGCCGCUGGACUUUUCUAAAGUUUAUAAAUCGUUUUCGCUCCUCAGGAAAUAUCCUAAAUUUAUAUUAAUCUUUCUUUUUCCUACAAAAUUUCCUACAAAUUUGCAGGCAAUUUUGACGAAUUAUU
Molecule: messenger RNA, 3051 nt
Organism: Cataglyphis hispanica
Lineage: Eukaryota; Metazoa; Arthropoda; Insecta; Hymenoptera; Formicidae
Gene: qua
Product: villin-1
Exons: 10
Coding region: 506-2944 (812 amino acids)
Biological process (GO): cytoskeleton organization; barbed-end actin filament capping; actin polymerization or depolymerization
Cellular component (GO): actin cytoskeleton; cytoplasm
Molecular function (GO): phosphatidylinositol-4,5-bisphosphate binding; actin filament binding
Source: RefSeq, a predicted model, not a curated record